Messenger RNA from Hypomesus transpacificus, 766 nucleotides. RefSeq names its product histidine triad nucleotide binding protein 1 (gene hint1). The record is from RefSeq and is a predicted model, not a curated record. Gene Ontology annotation, cellular component: cytoplasm; nucleus. NCBI's taxonomy places the organism in Eukaryota, Metazoa, Chordata, Actinopteri, Osmeriformes, Osmeridae. Gene Ontology annotation, molecular function: hydrolase activity. Bases 222 to 602 code for a protein of 126 amino acids. Gene Ontology annotation, biological process: purine ribonucleotide catabolic process. The transcript is spliced from 4 exons.
UGGUUUACGCUUAGCUUUUUGCGACAUAACUCCUCUUUUCAACGAUUGCCUGAUCUGGACUGCACAGUAUAAGCUUAUUGAGGUCUAGCUUGAAUUAGCGUUGCCUGUUUGUGGAACGGAAGUUGUGCUGUAAAAGUCCGCGGCCAAUGGACUUUAACCAUAUUGAGUGUCUAAACCCGAGCCCCUGAGCGUGGAACGUGGGAUGCGCUCUAGUUUGCGCCAUGGCUGACGAGAUAACUAAAGCGCAGACUGCCGAACCUGGCGGAGAUACAAUAUUUGGGAAAAUUAUCCGCAAGGAGAUUCCGGCAAAGAUUUUCUAUGAAGAUGAUCAGUGCAUUGCCUUCCACGAUGUGACUCCACAGGCACCCACUCAUUUUUUAGUUGUCCCAAGAAAACCAAUCGUCCAACUGUCUAAAGCAGAAGAUUGUGAUGCAGUCUUACUGGGUCACAUGAUGAUCGUGGCCAAGAAGUGUGCUGAGCAGGUGGGCCUGCCCAAGGGCUACAGGCUGGUGGUCAACGACGGCCCGGAUGGCGGCCAAUCAGUCUACCACAUCCAUAUCCACGUGAUGGGUGGGCGCCAGAUGGGCUGGCCCCCUGGUUAGCUGAUCCCUGCUGCUGUAACAGACAUAACUUAUUACUGUUACUUCUGUAUUCCCAUUUCAACAAAAUGCUGUCCCCUUGCUACUCUAUGGGAUGUCAACAACUCUGUCAUGUAGACUUAAUAGGGAACACUUUCUCUGUUGAAUAAAUGCACUUCACAAAGGCA